Molecule: messenger RNA, 13068 nt
Organism: Brienomyrus brachyistius
Lineage: Eukaryota; Metazoa; Chordata; Actinopteri; Osteoglossiformes; Mormyridae
Gene: ehbp1l1b
Product: EH domain binding protein 1-like 1b
Exons: 32
Coding region: 805-10932 (3375 amino acids)
Molecular function (GO): protein binding
Source: RefSeq, a predicted model, not a curated record
UUAAUAUAUUACAAAUAUUCAUUGUGGCUAGUUAACUGUUUCGGUAUUUCACUUACGACUUACAAAUGAAAUAAAUAUAUACGUCAUUUACAAAUGCUAACCUCUGACAACAUCAGCUAACAAUUAAGAAGUUGCCCUAAGACAAAUAUUGUGAAACUGGAAACUUGCGGAGCGCUGCUAAGAUCAUACAAGAUCCAAAGUCUGCGCCUUAAUCUAGUGGCGGCAGAGACAGAGAUAGACCUUUGCAUCGUGCUUCAUCAUCGCGGCUCUGACAUGCAUCUCCCGCCCCUCCCUCACUCUGUGACAGAGGGUCAGCUGGGGGGGGGGAAGAAGCAACAUUAAGGAUAUUCUCAAUGAACAGCAAUAACCCAGCGGGCUGCUGCCUCGGGAGAACACAGGGCGGAUUCCUUUUUCGCUGCGCCGAUCAACUUUUAUACAAGAUUUGAGAGACUGUUAAGUUAAAAGCAAUUACCAGCUGGACUAAACUCGUAGCGUUACUUUUAGUUAACGGGAAACGGGGCUCCCCAUACUAAGAGAGAGCGAUGUCCUGGAUGUGAGGUCGGUUCCUCUUGUAAUUUCCGUAUAUAGCUAUUUCGUGUAAUAAAAGUGGGAGAUGGCGACGUUUCACGUGGAGCCGGACAGCAAGCCUUGUUGAAAACUGCGCCAUGCUUCAUUUUCACACUUUUUUCUACUUAAUCAUGUCUGAACCGAAGUGAAACUUAACUAACGGUGUCAUUUUGGAUUUCGGCAAGCAAUCGGCACAUUUUCAGUUUCUAUUCAUAUUGCAUCCAAAGCGAUUGGAAGAUGACUUCAGUCUGGAAGAGGCUGCAGCGCGUCGGCAAGAAAGCGUCAAAGUUUCAGUUCGUGGCGUCUUACCAGGAGCUGGUGGUUGAGUGCACCAAGAAGUGGCAGCCGGACAAGCUGAGGGUGGUGUGGACCAGGAGAAACAGACGCAUCUGCUCAAAGCUCCAUGGAUGGCAGCCUGGGAUUAAGAACCCCUAUAGGGGCAUGGUGGUGUGGCCCGUUCCGGAAAACGUGGAUAUCACAGUCACGCUCUUCAAGGAUCCCCACGCUGAUCAGUUUGAAGACAAGGCCUGGACGUUCGUCAUCGAGAACGAGACGAAGGGCCACCGCAAGGUCCUGGCGUCGGUGGACGUGAACAUGAAGGAGUUUGCGAGCCCCACGCUCACCCAGACGGACCUGACGCUGAAGCUGAAGCCGCUGUCGGUGAAGGUGGUGGAGGCCACGCUGAAGCUGUCCCUGUCCUGUGUGUUCCUGCGUGAGGGCAAGGCCACGGACGAGGACAUGCAGAGCCUGGCCAGCCUGAUGAGUGUGAAGCCCACAGACAUUGGGAACCUGGACGAUUUCAAUGAGAGCGACGAGGAGGAGGACAAGAAGCCUGGAGCUGGGGUGGGCACGGCCGCUCCCCCGGCAGCUCCUCUACCUCCGGCUAGACGAUCUCGAGAGCAGGAGUUAAGACCUCCGGGUACGACAGACCCGUCCCUGAUAGCCCCUCACUCCACUCCUGGGCAGAAGGAUCAGCCCAGCAUUGACGUUGGCCCCUUACUGGCAGGCUCGGUGCCUAAUUGCUCGCUUCAGUCCAGACCCCCCCUGCCCAGGCCCCCAAAUCCCACCCCCCCGCCCAUCCCAGCUGCCCGCGCGCGGCACACCCAUGUGGCUGUUGCUGCCCAGCAGCCAGCACGCAUUCACCCCCCCGUCGGGGUAGUACGCGCCCACCCUCCAGCUCUGCCCAGAAUCUUCCAGUCAUCAGCUGCCUCAGUGCCCAUCACCUUUUCAUGUGUCCCUUCGGAACCCCAGGACCACCCUACCGUACGUGCGGUGGCCCCCUCUGGUGUGGUUACUCCUCAACCACCUGCACCGACUUUCUCUGAGCCUCCCUCCUCCUUUUCCCCCACCUCCACUUGUUCCCCAAGCCUCCGACCUGGAGGUGCAGAGCCCAACCCAGCUGCCCUUUCGAAUGUCUGCAAGCCUAAAAGUGGUAAUGCCACUAAUGUGGCACCCGCCCCUGUAGACCCCACUGCCCACAGCGCUCCCCAGCUCAUGGGAGACCCGGCUUCCUUCCCAGAGCGUGUGCCUGUCAGUGGCCCUCCCACAGUUACAGUCUCUCUUCCACCUUUCACUUCUCCCUCUGUCCCCUCACACCCCCUGCUCUCAGCAGUGUCCCCAGCUGCCUGGCAGAAUGACCCGAGGAGGCCCGGACCCGGCACCGCCCCCCCGUCUGAUCCCUCCCCAUUCCCCGUCCCCCUGCAAAGCAAACCGAACCUGGAGGCCUUGUGUGACCCUGCCUUGACCCCUUUCCUUUUGUCUACCCUGUCCCUCCCCUUGCCUCCCCCUGCAUUCUCUGACCCCCCUUCUGCCUUGUUGCCUAUCCUUCUUCCGGCUCUAGCCAUAGAACCUGCCCCCUGCUCCAUCCUAAAGUCCUCCUCCUUCUCUGCCCCAGAGUCUAUCCCCUGCUCCACCCCAGAGCCCGCCUCCUUCUCUGCCCCAGAACCUGCCCCCUGCUCCAUCCUAAAGUCCUCCUCCUUCUCUGCCCCAGAGUCUAUCCCCUGCUCCACCCCAGAGCCCGCCUUCUUCUCUGCCCCAGAACCUGCCCCCUGCUCCAUCCUAAAGUCCUCCUCCUUCUCUGCCCCAGAGUCUAUCCCCUGCUCCACCCCAGAGCCCGCCUCCUUCUCUGCCCCAGAACCUGCCCCCUGCUCCAUCCUAAAGUCCUCCUCCUUCUCUGCCCCAGAGUCUAUCCCCUGCUCCACCCCAGAGCCCGCCUCCUUCUCUGCCCCAGAACCUGCCCCCUGCUCCAUCCUAAAGUCCUCCUCCUUCUCUGCCCCAGAACCUGCCCCCUGCUCCAUCCUAAAGUCCUCCUCCUUCUCUGCCCCAGAGUCUAUCCCCUGCUCCACCCCAGAGCCCGCCUUCUUCUCUGCCCCAGAACCUGCCCCCUGCUCCAUCCUAAAGUCCUCCUCCUUCUCUGCCCCAGAGUCUAUCCCCUGCUCCACCCCAGAGCCCGUCUUCUUCUCUGCCCCAGAACCUGCCCCCUGCUCCAUCAUAAAGUCCUCCUCCUUCUCUGCCCCAGAGUCUAUCCCCUGCUCCACCCCAGAGCCCGUCUUCUUCUCUGCCCCAGAACCUGCCCCCUGCUCCAUCAUAAAGUCCUCCUCCUUCUCUGCCCCAGAGUCUAUCCCCUGCUCCACCCCAGAGCCCGCCUCCUUCUCUGCCCCAGAACCUGCCCCCUGCUCCAUCCUAAAGUCCUCCUCCUUCUCCGCCCCAGAGUCUAUCCCCUGCUCCACCCCAGAGCCCGCCUCCUUCUCUGCCCCAGAACCUGCCCCCUGCUCCAUCCUAAAGUCCUCCUCCUUCUCUGCCCCAGAGUCUAUCCCCUGCUCCACCCCAGAGCCCGCCUCCUUCUCUGCCCCAGAACCUGCCCCCUGCUCCAUCCUAAAGUCCUCCUCCUUCUCUGCCCCAGAGUCUAUCCCCUGCUCCACCCCAGAGCCCGCCUCCUUCUCUGCCCCAGAACCUGCCCCCUGCUCCAUCCUAAAGUCCUCCUCCUUCUCUGCCCCAGAACCUGCCCCCUGCUCCAUCCUAAAGUCCUCCUCCUUCUCUGCCCCAGAGUCUAUCCCCUGCUCCACCCCAGAGCCCGCCUUCUUCUCUGCCCCAGAACCUGCCCCCUGCUCCAUCCUAAAGUCCUCCUCCUUCUCUGCCCCAGAGUCUAUCCCCUGCUCCACCCCAGAGCCCGUCUUCUUCUCUGCCCCAGAACCUGCCCCCUGCUCCAUCAUAAAGUCCUCCUCCUUCUCUGCCCCAGAGUCUAUCCCCUGCUCCACCCCAGAGCCCGUCUUCUUCUCUGCCCCAGAACCUGCCCCCUGCUCCAUCAUAAAGUCCUCCUCCUUCUCUGCCCCAGAGUCUAUCCCCUGCUCCACCCCAGAGCCCGCCUCCUUCUCUGCCCCAGAACCUGCCCCCUGCUCCAUCCUAAAGUCCUCCUCCUUCUCCGCCCCAGAGUCUAUCCCCUGCUCCACCCCAGAGCCCGCCUCCUUCUCUGCCCCAGAACCUGCCCCCUGCUCCAUCCUAAAGUCCUCAUCCUUCUCUGCCCCAGAACCUGCCCCCUGCUCCAUCCUAAAGUCCUCCUCCUUCUCUGCCCCAGAGUCUAUCCCCUGCUCCACCCCAGAGCCCGCCUUCUUCUCUGCCCCAGAACCUGCCCCCUGCUCCAUCCUAAAGUCCUCCUCCUUCUCUGCCCCAGAGUCUAUCCCCUGCUCCACCCCAGAGCCCGUCUUCUUCUCUGCCCCAGAACCUGCCCCCUGCUCCAUCAUAAAGUCCUCCUCCUUCUCUGCCCCAGAGUCUAUCCCCUGCUCCACCCCAGAGCCCGUCUUCUUCUCUGCCCCAGAACCUGCCCCCUGCUCCAUCAUAAAGUCCUCCUCCUUCUCUGCCCCAGAGUCUAUCCCCUGCUCCACCCCAGAGCCCGCCUCCUUCUCUGCCCCAGAACCUGCCCCCUGCUCCAUCCUAAAGUCCUCCUCCUUCUCCGCCCCAGAGUCUAUCCCCAGCUCCACCCCAGAGCCCGCCUCCUUCUCUGCCCCAGAACCUGCCCCCUGCUCCAUCCUAAAGUCCUCAUCCUUCUCCAGCCCAGAGUUUAUCCCCUUCUCCACCACAGAGCCCGCCUCCUUCCCCACCCCAGAGCUCGCCCCCUGCUCCACCCGAGAGCAUGCCUCCUUCUCCACCCCAGAGUCUGCCUCCUACUCUAUCCCAAAACCCACCCCCUGCUCUGCCCCUUUCCCUGCUCUGCCAAUUCACUCUGAGUCAGCAUCUGUCCUCCGGAUCAGACUUAGCACUGUCCCCUCCUCCGUGCCCCUGCCAGCCCUCUCCCUUUCCACCAGCCUGCCUUCCUCCCAAGCCCCAGAGCGUCACAGGCAGCUGAACAUGGUGACUGAGGAGGGGGUCCCUGCUGUCUGCCCGACGGUCCCGGAGGAGCCGACUUCCCCCGUGAAAACGACACCCAAGCCCCUGAACAUCAGCCGGAAGGAAGACACCCCACGCUCCUCUCGCAGUGCCGGGAGUAUCAGCAUCGCCAAUCAGGUUCCGGUCCACGCUACUCUCAGCCCAGCACCGGUUACUAUGGGAACAGCCAGUCCUGAAGGUCUGGCGAGUCUUCCUCCUUCUUACUCAGCAGUAGUCAGGGAUUCUGACUCUUUGUCUGAGCCGGAUGAGACUGUUGUAGAAGAGAAGUUGGUAGAAACUCUUCCUGCCCCCUGGCCCUUCUCCUCCUCGGAGCCUCAGACUAUCCUGCCUGAGGAAUCAAACACUCCCACCCAAGAACUGCCCACCAAAAUCAAUGAACCUCUUGUGGAGGAAAAACCUCCUUCAGUCGAGGGAGACACUAGUUGUCGGAUGACUGCUGAGAAUGAGCCGACCGUCCUUCCUCCUGACAUGCCUCCACCAUCUCAAGAAGAGGCGGAAAAGCCACCCCUGGCUGAACUUGAGCCCAGCCUUGAGGAGACCUCUGUCCAGGUGCCCCAUCUCUCAGCUCAACAGCCACCCACAGCUGUAAUAAUCCCGGACGGCUUGUGUCUAGAGGUGAAAACCAGUGAGAAAGAGGAAUCAAGCUUGGUGCCUGUAACUGAAGCGUCAUGGGAGUCCAGUGAGGGAGCUCUAGGCGGGGGACCAGAGUGUGUGACUUCCAUCCUGGAGUCCACUCUGCCAGUCAAAGAGGUAAUGGACUCAGACAUACAUGCUACCCCGAGGAGCCUAGAGGCCAAGCUGCCCUCUUUCUCUCAGCCUCAUAUUUCUGAAAACGACACAGUGCUGAGCUCUCCCCAGGCCCGAGGGGAACUAUCUGUGCUGGCCAAGUUGGAAACAGCUGUGAACCAGGGCGCCGACGACGAGGCGUGGUUGGACACACAGCUGUCGAAGGAAGCCCUAGUUCAGGCAGAGUGUCCCAUAUGGGCCGCCCUGGAGGAGAAGGCUAGCACGCAAGGAUCAGAGCAGGUCUCUGCUUUGGAAGUAGAGAGUGAGCAGAGCAUUCCUGGAGAUGUGAGUGCGGAGGAACCUGCAGCAGGUUCCCUUCGGAGGGGCCUUGAAAAAGUUACCACUGUAUUUAAGCCGGUGGAGCCAGGGACACCGUUUGAAAGUGUGGUGAAUAGUGAGGUCAUCUCCAGGGGAGAUGGCGCCUGUAGUCCAUCCCCUCCAUCUCAGCACGAGCUUCAGUCACCUGAGGUCUUUGCCAGAGACAAGGCAGCUGAAUCAGUUCUGCAGACUCCGACAGGGGAAGAAGCCAACAAAGAUAUAACUACUGGAAACCCAGACAUCCUUACAGAGUUUCCAUCCGCUUCCAUGACUGAUACAGCCUACAGCUCCCUGGUGGAGUCCUUGUCCCAGUCAGACCAGCAUAGUCCGCUCGAAACAAGCGCAUUCGUGGACAUGGAGCUUAAUAAUGAGGGACAGGAAGCGUCUGCCAUGGACCGUCCGUCUUCCCCUGAUGCCGAGAGACCGCUGUGGGCUGCUCUUGAGGAGAAAGCCGUGGAGAAGGAGGAGGGAACCGUAGAUACAGCAGAGUCGAGGGACGGGGGCAGUCCAUUCACAGCACAGCCUCCCCUGAGUGACACCCAGGCGGCAAAGGGGCCAGGGGAGGCUCCUCUCACAGCUUCUGCCCAGGAUGGAGGAGCCAAGGAUACAGGCAUCAGUCGGCGUAGCUUAGCGGCAUGUGCUGCAGAGCUUCCAGCUCCACUGGAGCUCAUCAGUAGCCCUGCAGUGAGGGAUCUGGCCCAAGACGCUCAUUCCAACACGGGAAGAAGGUCGUCAUGGGCAGAGGUUACCACGGACCUCGAGGAGGGAGAUUACGGCAUAAAGCAAGACGGCACAGAUGAGCGGACAUCUACCACCGCUGCUGACGUAGCCCAAGCCGAAGGUCGGCUUCCUUCCCCGGAUGGAAGGAUCGAUGUGCGUGACUCAGAUGCCGGCACAAGAGGGGAGCCGGUGGAGGAGCAAGAUGCACCUGUGGGGCUGGUGAAGACUAUAGUGGGUGUUUUGCACAGAGGUUAUGAGACAGUGGCAGCUAUGUGGCAGCCAACCGAUGCAGGAACGGUCACCAACCGAGCAGAAAUUCCCAAGGAUACAGACCCAAAAGACCCCGGUUUCAGUCUGUCGCCCCCCUCGCCUCAACACGCGGCUGUCUGCGAUCCCGCAGAGGAGUUACAAAGCUUAAGCUGGGAACCACGGACAACCGGAGGAACCCCACUGACCGGUGAAUUAUCUCCUCACUCAAUCUCUAGCCAUGGAGCACAUCUCCCCGAAGUCAGUGAGCAACAGAGAAUGAGCCUGGUGGAAUGCCUGCGAUUGGCUGCCUUGGAGGAGAGCACCAAUGAGAAGACAGAGGAGCCAGUCCAAGCCGCUGAGGCAGUGAGCGAGAAAACGGCUGGGCGGGUGGCAGAGACAGACACGAUGCCUUUCUCAUUACCAACGAGGCAUGAAAAGGAAGGACAUGCAGACUCGGAAGGCUCGAGCCGUGGGAGAAAGCGUCCAGUGCUGAGAGAAGCAGGCCUGGAAGAUGCUAUGGGAGAGCAUCAGGAGGUGGAACGCAAAGAUGCUUCUCUCAUUAUUGACUCAAGUGAGGAAAAGCGUGUUCCGUCUCAGGAGGUUUUUGCACUGAAGGCUGCACUAGAGGAGAUGGAGUUUGAGGCAGGGCAGGAAGACAUGGGCACUGUGUGGUUGGCAUCGCUGUACAUGGACGGGGGCUCGGAGACAAUGUCUGCUACGCUGCCCACGUCAGGGGGGCUACAUGAAGGACAGGAACCGGUCCCUCAGGAAGUUAGUCUUGACAAUACCCACCAGAAGGUCAACCCAUUCCCCAAAGUGACCCCGCCUCGCCGUAGCAAAAAGAAAAACAACCUUCCCCCCCUUCAGGAAGUGGGCUCAACCAGGCCUGAUCCAGAAUCUACUCCUGCUAAAUUGGCUCCACCACGACGCACUAAGGAAAAAAACUCUCCACACCUAGUUUCCCAAGAGUCAGGACAUCAGAACAGGUCCACUCUGACUCCCACAGCAGCCAGUGAAUUGAUACCACCUCUGCACAUUCCAGCAUCACAGAGAUUUAUUGUAGGAGAUGAUCUGGAACUGCCUACCCCCACAUUGACUUCAGGUCAGCCAGAGAACAUGCACGUGACCCCCCAGGAGACCCUAGAUAUGGAGAAACAAGACACAUCAGCGGAGACUGCGUCAGAGUCAGACGUGUCCGUGAAAAGCUCCGUGGUUCCAUGGCCUCUUCCCGCCCCUCAGUCUCAGACCCAGCUGAGCGAGGCCAUCCUCCACACUGCUCACCAGUGCCCAAGCAGCGACAGCAAGCUCUCCAAAGAGGAAAGUCUGCUUCUGGCCAGGAUUCUGCAGACGGACCUGGAAGAAGAGCCGCCAGACGUGCCGGUGGCUGCUCCUCGCGUGAGAAAACUUUUGCGUGUCAAUCCUGACAGUUUAGCGCCUCCUCACGCUCCCUCUCCCUCUGACGCUGAGGUCCAGCUGCUUCCGGUCUCUGCCAGUGAGAAGGGGACUCCAGAUGCUACAUCCAAAGACCUGAAAGCGCAUCAGAGAAUGCCCUCUCUCCGGGGCAGCCCACGGGAUGUUGACACAGGUUGCACUAAACAGGACUCAGUUCCUGUACCAGACAUGAAUGACAGUUUGACAGAUGCACAGGCCAAGUUCAGCGCUGGUGACAGAGGCCUGGAUGAUAUGACACUGAGUGAAACUGUGGAGGACAAGAGAAACAAUGAGAGGGACCUGAAGUCCACACAGGAUCUGCUCUCCUCCACGUGGUUCCCACAAUCCCAAAGUGACGGUUCCGUCCCCUUAGUCCCCUCAGAUGUUAUUAAGGAAGCCACCCUCACUGGAGCAAAUAGACUGGAUAUUGGAGCAAAUGGGAAUUUCCCAUCGGUAGAUUCCGAUGUUUUCCUUGUAUCCAGUAGCAAUGUGUCCGAGGGGAGCGACGACCAGCCUGCUCUUACAGCCCCUCCUCCAACCCAGAAUGAGGGGUCAUUUUUGGCUGGGAUGGACUGGGGGACCAGCGAGAGGAACAGGGAGUCCGAAAUAGAAACGGGAGUCAUAGCAGUGAAAGAGGAAGUGACUCCAGGGGCGGGACCAGAGGAACUGGUUCUGUUUACUGUAGAUACAGCAUUUACUGCCCCUAAUGAUGGUUUCGAGGCGGAGCAGGCGAGGAAGCAACCCGUGACGGAGCCUGAUAGCCCCCAUCCUGUGGCAGCCGCCCCGGGCCCCGUCUCUGCCUGCCCCCAUCCUGUGGCAGCCGCCCCGGGCCCCGUCUCUGCCUGCCCCGAGCCUAGCAGCCAGUCCACAGCCAGACAGCAGGGGUCCCCCUCAACACCCAACGUGGUGGCACCCCAUCGAAAACGGAAAACCUCACCGCCCCCCGAUGUCCCCAAAGUGGCACCCACGCCGGUGUCAGAGACUUGUCAGAUGUCCAGCCUGCCGGCCAGUCCUGCUCUGGUGAACUCCAGCCAGUCGCUGCUGGAGUGGUGCCAGGAGAUCACCAAGCAGUACAAGGGGGUGAAGGUCACCAACUUCAGCACCUCCUGGCGAAACGGCCUGGCCUUCUGCGCCAUCCUGCACCACUUCCACCCGGACAAGGUGGACUAUGAGCAGCUGGAUCCAUAUGAUAUCAAAUUCAACAACAAGAAGGCCUUCGAUGGCUUUGCCAACCUCGGCAUCUCCCGUCUCCUGGAGCCGUCAGACAUGGUUCUGCUGACGGUGCCUGACCGCCUCAUUGUCAUGACGUACCUGUGCCAGAUCCGUGCCCAUUUCACCGGCCAGGAGCUCAGCGUGUUACAGAUCGAGAAGAACAGCAGCCAGACCAGCUACGCCGUCGGGGAUCCCAAAGGAAGCACGGACCUGGAUACCGCUGCCCGGUACUGUGUGCAGAAGCUGCAGGCGGGCGGGGUCUCGCUGGAGACCAAUGGGAAGGCUGCAGAGAAGGAGCGCGAGGGUGAGGGGAAGCCCAACGGAAACCUGGUGGCGCCCCCACGCGCCAGGCGUGUGUCGCGGCCGGACGAGAGCGGGGGCGGGGCUGCGAGCAGGCCGGAGGAGAAGCCGACGCAGACCCCCCAGCCCCCACCGCGAUCCCACGCCACCUCCAGGUCCAGUUUUAGCCAUGUGAGGGACGCUGACCUGGUGAAGAAGCACCGCUUGCGGCUAAAGAGCGAAUCCACGGAGGAGGCCGACUCAGCGGAGCAGCAGAGCGCCCCGCACGGCACCAGACGGGCCUCACAGGAGCAGGUGGUUGCUGAGGUGAAGAACGGCUCCGAGGCGGCUGCAGAGACCAGCCAAUCAGAGGUACCGAGAGUUCCCAUGGAGCAGGAGCAUGAGGAACACGGGCCUGAGGAGGAGCACCACCCCAGCAAGGAGCAGAACCCCAGCGAGGAGCAGACCCCCGGCGAGGAGGACAAUCUGCGUCUGCAGGACACCAGCCAGUAUGUCCUGAGCGAGAUCCAGGCUCUGGAGAGCGAGCAGAAGCACAUCGACAGCAGGGCUGCCGUGGUGGAGAAGAGGCUCAGGCGGCUGAUGGAGACGGGCAGCGACAGGGACGAGGAGGAGAAACUGAUCCAGGAGUGGUUCACGCUGGUGAACAAGAAGAACGCCCUCAUCAGGAGACAGGACCACCUGCAGCUCCUCCAGGAGGAGCAGGAUCUGGAGAGACGUUUCGACCUGUUAACCCGGGAGCUGAGAGCUAUGAUGGCCAUUGAAGAGUGGCAGAAGACUCAGGCCCAGCAGCACAGGGAGCAGCUGCUGCUGCAGGAGCUGGUGUCGCUGGUCAACCAGCGAGAUGAGCUGGUGCGCGAUAUGGACGCCAAGGAGCGGGGAGCCCUGGAGGAGGAUGAGAGGCUGGAGAGGGGACUGGAGCAGAGACGUAGGAAAUACAGCCGCAAGGAGAAGUGCGUGGUGCAGUGAGCGGGGCCAGGACCAGGAGGCGAGUGACCCGGACGAUGACGAGCAGGCCCACAAUUUAUACUCUCCUGCUGAGCUGAGGCAUUCUGGGAGAUAUGCCAAUUGUGACCAAUGAGCACAGCUCCGGGCUCUAAAACCGAAUCUGCUGGUUGCUCAAGGGUAACUUAACAUCCACUGCCAACUUUUUGUGAGGCUUGUUUGUGGUUUUUUCAUUUGCCAGUGGACAUUCUUUACGUGGAGAAUUGCUAAUAAGCCCCAGUAAGUUUUUAAAGGAGAAGAAAGAAAAUUCUGGCCAUUAGCUCUUUCCAAGGUCUACUAGGGGACUCGGAUAAGCGAUUCAUGUUCAGGCAAAACUGAGGACCUCGUAAUCUGGAACAGCAGCAUGUCGUACAUUGAGUGGAUCAGGCACAAUGUCUGGAGUCUUUACUGCUGGCUGCAGUGAUAUUUCUGCCAAAAAAGUAAUGUUUGUGAAACUGACCUGAAACUGGAGACAUCCAGCGAGCAAGGAAUGACUUAUACAUGGCUUUAGUCGAUUAGGUUCACUAUUUUCUCCAAGUGCCUUAAAAAGCCGCCUAUUCCUCAACUCAUGUGCUUUUCAUAAACCUUUGUUGUUGUAUCAGAGUGAAAUACAGAUUGGGACUGUCGAAUAUACGUCUAGAGGUGGAAAGUUCAGGUCCAGAAAGUACAAAUCCAGACCUAGAUUUUGUUUCAACCAACCAGUUCUCUUUAUAUUCAACUGGUUUGUUGAAACAUAACUUUGGCUGGAUUUUUACAUUCUGGACCUGAACUUUCCACUUCUGUAUAUAUCAGACCUUAAAGAAUCUUAUAGGCUAACUAGAAUUGAAUUGAAUAAGUUAAUACUGAUAUGUGGAAUCUGUGGAGUGACGCAGAUAUUAUGUGUGAACUACGCAGCAGUGUUUUUAAGGCCAUGUUUUUUGGGAGGUUUGUUUUAACUUAUUUUAUUUAUAUAUUACUAUAUAAGGGACCUCAGACAGAGCCUUCUUGUGGAAGUGGUGAAAAGCAAAGUGUAUUUACCUUGAUAUGAGCUCGCAUUUAUGACAAAUCCCAUAAUCCCCCUCAGAACAACUCAUGCUAUCCCAUUACAAUGGCUGUUAAAUGAAAGCAUUUAUAGUGAUUUAUAUCAGUGUUUCCCAACCUUUUUUGAAUUGUGUACCCCCUGAGAGAUUUUCUCAUACCACAAGUACCCCCUUUGUCAAAUGUGUUGAUGAUUCAAUAAAAGUAGAACGUACAACUGAUUAUCAAAUUUAAAACAUUUUAUUAAAUCUCCAUAACUUGAACAUUUAAUUCAUUAAGCAACACAUCCCAGAUAGAUUUUCUUUCUAUACCAGGGCACAGCUAAUGGAAUGGCUGAUAAUAUUUACCCAUCAUCAGGGAAAUUAAAUAUAAAAUUUUUUUCCACGUACCCCCUGUAAUGUGCUCGCGUACCACUAGGGGUACGCGUACCCCCGGUUGGGAAUCACUGAUUUAUAUAGUGAACCAAGCUGUGCCUCCCCCAUGCCCCUUCUCUCUUGUCACCAAACAGAUGCUAAUCAGGUUAAUUCCCAUUGGUCAUAGCCCUUGAAUUCAGCCCCACCCCCCCCUGCUGUCAUUGGUUGUCAUUAUAUGAAGGGUCUUUUAUGUGAAAGUUAGAGCGAACAGACUUUCAGAACUUCCAUCUCCGGUACUUUGGCAGCGUGAAGCUUGUCGGAAGCUCGGGGUGAGAGUCAUGAAUCUUGUACCACUUUGUUAUUAUUACAUUUCAUGUGUUGGCAUAUAAUUGUGGUUUUCUGUUCUCCAAAAUACUGCCUUGCAGUGUAUAUGUAUUUGCAGUUUCAGCCGUUACAAGCACCACCUUAAAAGACAAUGAAAACCCCAUAAAACCUCAAACAUUAUAUUAAAAUAGACUAGGGACCCACUGAACAAGUCUGUUUAACAGAAAAGGGCUAUUUAAGAAUGCUUUAAACACAUAUUUGCUUACUUUUUUUAUCUCUCUCAUUCGGAGUGCUCUUUUAAAGUGGUACGUGCUUGCAUGUAUACAAUUCAACAAAUCAUUCGACUUCCUUAAAUGUAUUUGCACUGAAACUGUGUCUGUAAUUUUGCAUGAGGAAUAAAGCCAUUUGGAGGUUCUUUUAUUCGGAA